This is a messenger RNA of Acanthosepion pharaonis, 858 nucleotides long. The record is from the annotation of a GenBank genome assembly. NCBI's taxonomy places the organism in Eukaryota, Metazoa, Mollusca, Cephalopoda, Sepiida, Sepiidae.
AUGUGUUCUCCCAUUCAAUUCUCACCCUUCAUUUCUUCCAUCUUUAUUUCUACUCUCUCCUUCUACCUCUAUCAACUCAAUUCACCACAUACCCGACUCAUAACCCUAAGUCUCUUCGCCUUUCUGACCAAUUUUAUUUUCAUCCAUUUCCAUAUAUUACUGACAAUUUUGCUUAUUUCUAUUCCUUCCUUCACCCAACUGAGAUGCGGUCGAAUAUGUGACCACAAUUGCGACUGUAAUACACACAAAGAUGAUGCUGUGGUCGGAACACGUAGCCCACAAUUUCCACAAACACCAACCUUCUCUUCCCCCAGCCUCUCUCUCUCUCUUUCUCUCUCUCUUCUUAUUGUCUUCAAGAUAUUUCUCUCCUGCAAAUGUUCAUCUCUUAGGGCUCCAUCUUCGUCUAGCCACAACUUCCUGACUCCCUCCCACCAAUUUUUUACGUAUCAUUUUUUUCCGACCCUUUUCUUCUUUUAUUCUAUUUUUCUUUCAAUUUUUUUUCUCGCUCAAUAUUCUUCCUUCUACUUUCUCCUCCAUUCUUUUUUAAUCUUCAUAUUUUAUGAUAUUGUCUUUCAUGCUAUUACUUAUUUCCAUUUCUUAUCUGAGAUCCACACUAUUUGUUUCUUUUAUUUCGUUUUGACCCUUUUCAUCAAUUUUUCUCUUUUAAAUCUUUUAUUCUCUCUCUCUCUCUUUUUAUUUUCUGUCAUUAAGACGCCUUUAUAUUAUUCUUCUUCAAUUUUGUUCAUUUUCCCUGUCUUCUUCACUUCUUAUUUUCCCCACAAUUAUAUUCCUUUCAAAUACAGACUUCUACUUUGCUCUUUGUGCAAGUUCCUUUCCUUUACACAGUUCCAUCCUUAA